CAUGCCUCAUGAUAUCAGCUCAGCGCAGCGAUCACCAGCUCGCCUACCCCUACCCAGCAAGGGUGGUCUGUAUCCCAUCAUCAAACGCAACAAAGAUGUCGUCAGAGCCAAGAGCGAGAUCUUUCAGUGCCUGAAGGAGGAGUGCCUGCGGAAGGGUGUCCUGUUUGAAGACCCGGAUUUCCCUGCAGAUGACACCUCCCUAUUCUACAGCCAGUUUUUGCCCUUCAGGCUGGAGUGGAAAAGACCUCCGGAAAUCUGUGAGAAUCCAAAGUUCAUCAUUGGUGGAGCCUCAAGGACUGACAUCUGUCAAGGAGAUUUAGGUGACUGCUGGUUCCUGGCUGCCAUCGCUUGUCUAACCCUAAAUGAGAAGCUGCUGUACCGGGUCAUCCCCAGGGAUCAAUACUUUACAGAGAACUAUGCUGGGAUCUUCCAUUUCCAGUUCUGGCGUUUCGGUGACUGGGUGGAUGUUGUCAUUGAUGAUCGAAUCCCCACAUUCAACAACCAGCUGGUGUUCACCAAGUCAGCCGAGCGCAAUGAGUUCUGGAGUGCCCUGCUGGAGAAGGCUUAUGCCAAGCUACAUGGAUCCUACGAGGCUCUGAAAGGUGGUAACACGACCGAAGCCAUGGAGGAUUUCACCGGCGGAGUCACUGAAUUCUUUGAGAUGAGGGGAGCCCCCAAAGAUAUGUUCAAGAUAAUGAAAAAGGCGACAGAGAGAGGCUCUCUCAUGGCGUGCUCCAUUGAUUCCUUCGUACCCCUGCAGUUCGAGACACGGAUGCCCAGCGGCCUGAUCAAAGGUCACGCCUACUCAGUAACCGGUGUGGAUGAGGUCACUUACAGAAACCAGAAAGUGAAGUUGGUGCGUUUGAGGAACCCAUGGGGAUCGGUUGAGUGGAAUGGGCCCUGGAGUGAUAAGGCCCGGGAGUGGUCUGAUAUCGAGAAAUCGCAAAAGCAACGGCUGCACCAUCAAAUGAAAGAUGACGGAGAGUUUUGGAUGUCUUUUGACGAUUUCAAGAAGAACUUCACAAAGCUGGAGAUUUGUAACCUGACGCCAGAUGCACUAGAUGAUGACAAGCUCCACAAGUGGACUGUGUCCAUCAAUGAAGGGCGGUGGGUAAAGGGCUGUUCUGCUGGAGGCUGCCGGAACUACCCAGACACAUUCUGGACAAACCCGCAGUACCGGCUGAAACUCUUUGAGGAGGAUGAUGAUCCCGACGACAAAGAGGUCCUCUGUACAUUUCUCGUUGCUCUGAUGCAAAAGAACCGCCGUAAGGAGCGCAAGAUUGGCGUCAAUUUUCAUACCAUUGGCUUUGCUAUUUAUCAGGUGCCAAAGGAGAUGCAAAGCAAUAAGCAGCACCUUCCCAAAGAUUUCUUCCUCUACCAGGCCUCCAAGUGCAGGUCGAAGUCAUACAUUAACCUGCGGGAGAUAUCACAACGCUUCAGGCUUCCCCCGGGCGAAUAUGUGAUCAUUCCUUCCACUUAUGAGCCGCACCAAGAGGGCGAGUUUGUCCUCAGGGUCUUCUCGGAGAAACAGAACAUGUCAGAGGAAACUGAGAACCAGAUCAUAGCUGACAACCCUAAGCAAAGGCUCCAUUUCCCAGAACCAAGAACUCUCUCAAGUAGAGAUGAGCCUUCACCAAUGACAACCAAGGAGGAGAGUGAGGAGGAUCUACAGUUCCACCAUAUUUUCAGACAGAUUGCCGGAGAAGACAUGCAGAUCUCUGCAGCUGAACUGAAGAGCAUCCUCAACCGUGUUGUUAAAAAACACAAUAUGAAAACUGAAGGGUUUGCUCUGGAGUCUUGUCGCAGUAUGGUUGCCCUCAUGGACACAGAUGGAUCUGGGAAACUUAAUCUGAAUGAGUUUAAGCAUCUAUGGAACAAGAUUAAACAAUGGCAGGCAAUUUUUCAGGAAUAUGACAAGGAUAAUUCUGGAGUGAUUGACAGCUAUGAAAUGCGGAGUGCUGUGAAUGAUGCAGGCUUCCGACUUAACAGCCAGUUGUACGAGCUCAUCUCCAUGCGCUACGCUGAUGUAAAUAUGAAUCUGGACUUCGACAGCUUCAUCUGCUGCAUUCUGAGACUGGAGGGGAUGUUCAGAGCCUUCAAGGCAUUUGACAAAGAUGGAGAUGGAAUCAUUAAACUGAACGUCUUGGAGUGGCUGCAGCUCACCAUAUAUGCUUAAGGCUCUCAGGAUUCAUGGGCCUGGCUAUUACCUCAACUCAACAUGCAAACCUCAACAGCCAAAGCCAAGUACAUCAAGCCAAACUCUUCUUCUCAUGGUGGCGUUCAAGACGAUCAGGCGAAAAACUGUUGGCAGCAUGAAACUGUCAGAUGAGCACUUAUUACUCUUUGUGUGCGUGUGUGUGUGUGUGAACCUUUGGGAUUGGGAGUGGCAGAACCUGACAUUGUAACUGCUGGGGAGUGUCAUGGCAAGAAGGGAUUUCCUUGGCUUUGGUAAGCUGACAGCAGAGCGGUGCAAAACAUGAUGCUGGAGGUACUCAGCAGGCCAGGCAGCAU
Molecule: messenger RNA, 2511 nt
Organism: Pristis pectinata (smalltooth sawfish)
Lineage: Eukaryota; Metazoa; Chordata; Chondrichthyes; Rhinopristiformes; Pristidae
Product: calpain-3-like
Exons: 22
Coding region: 2-2176 (724 amino acids)
Biological process (GO): proteolysis; negative regulation of apoptotic process
Cellular component (GO): cytoplasm
Molecular function (GO): calcium-dependent cysteine-type endopeptidase activity; calcium ion binding
Source: RefSeq, a predicted model, not a curated record